GCGCGCAGACGGAACGCUGGGCCGGGGGCCGCGGCGCAGGCCGCCCUUAUUUGCCCGGGGACCGCGGCGCCCGGGCUCCGUGCGCGACCGCUUCUCUGCUCGUUUGCUCUCGGGGCUCCUGCGACCGAACCGACGGAUUCACAGCCAUGUCGGGGUUCAGCCCGGAGCUCAUCGACUACCUGGAGGGGAAAAUUUCCUUUGAGGAGUUCGAGAGGCGACGAGAAGAGCGGAAAACCCGCGAGAAGAAAGAAAAAGCCAAGUUGCCAGCUGAAGAGCAUCGGAAGGACUCUGAAGUCCCAUCGUCCUCUGGGGUUGACUCGGCAAAACUACAGGACAGUGAAGGGGAAACAUCAGAUGGAGUGAGUAAGUCAGUUCACAAGGUCUUUGCUUCCAUGCUUGGAGAGAAUGAAGAUGAGGAAGAGGAAGAGGAUGAGGAGGAAGAGGAGGAGGAGGAAGAAACACCUGAGCAACCCACAGCAGGCGAUGUAUUUGUGUUGGAGAUGGUUCUGAAUCGUGAAACCAAGAAAAUGAUGAAAGAGAAGAGGCCUCGGAGUAAACUUCCCAGAGCUCUGAGAGGUCUCAUGGGAGAAGCCAAUAUUCGCUUCGCUCGAGGAGAGCAUCAGGAGGCAGUGCUGAUGUGCAUGGAAAUCAUAAGACAAGCUCCUCUGGCUUAUGAGCCAUUCUCUACUCUUGCCAUGAUAUAUGAAGACCAAGGUGACAUGGACAGAUCACUGCAGUUUGAGUUGAUUGCUGCACAUUUAAAUCCCAGCGACACAGAGGAAUGGGUUAGAUUGGCAGAAAUGUCUCUGGAACGAGACAAUAUCAAGCAGGCUAGUUUUUGCUAUACAAAAGCUCUUAAAUAUGACCCUACUAAUAUCCGUUACCUGUGGGAGCGAUCAAGUCUUUAUGAACAGAUGGGUGAUCAUAAAAUGGCCAUGGAUGGUUAUAGGCGUAUUUUAAAUCUUUUGUCUCCAUCGGAUGGAGAGCGUUUUAUGCAAUUGGCUAGAGAUAUGGCAAAGAGUUACUACGAAGCCAAUGAUGUUACUUCAGCUAUUAAUGUAAUUGAAGAAGCUUUCUCAAAACACCAGGGGCUUGUCUCCAUGGAAGAUGUUAACAUAGCAGCUGAACUGUAUAUUUCUAACAAGCAGUAUGACAAAGCUUUAGAGGUCAUUACCGAUUUUUCUGGAAUUACACUGGAAAAGAAAAUUGCAGAAGAUGGUACCUUGGAAGAGAAUAAAGAUGGUGAGAAUGUUAUCUACACUAUACCUGAUGGUGUGCCAAUAGACAUCACAGUGAAGCUGAUGGUCUGCCUUGUACAUCUCAAUAUCUUUGAGCCACUUAAUCCGCUCCUGACAACCCUGGUGGAACAGAAUCCUGAGGAUAUGGGAGACCUGUAUCUAGACGUUGCUGAAGCCUUCCUGGACGUGGGUGAAUACAGUUCUGCACUACCUCUCCUCAGUGCACUAGUUUGCUCUGAAAGAUACAACCUUGCUGUGGUUUGGCUUCGGCACGCAGAAUGUUUGAAGGCUUUGGGUUACAUGGAACGUGCUGCCGAAAGCUAUGGCAAAGUCGUUGAUCUGGCGCCCCUCCACUUGGACGCACGAAUCUCGCUUUCUACCCUUCAGCAGCAGCUGGGCCGUCCUGAGAAAGCUCUAGAAGCUUUGGAACCAAUGUAUGAUCCAGAUACUUUGGCACAGGAUGCAAAUGCUGCACAGCAGGAGCUGAAAUUAUUGCUUCAUCGUUCAACUCUGUUGUUUUCACAAGGCAAAAUAUAUGGUUAUGUGGAUGCCUUACUUACCAUGUUAGCCAUGCUUUUAAAGGUAGCAAUGAAUAGAGCUCAGGUCUGCUUGAUAUCGAGUUCCAAAUCUGGAGAGAGGCAUCUCUACCUCAUUAAAGUAUCGAGAGACAAAAUAUCAGACAGCAACGAGCAAGAGACAGCCAACUGCGAUGCAAAAGCAAUAUUUGCUGUACUCACAAACGUCCUGACAAAAGAUGACUGGUGGAACCUUUUGUUGAAGGCCAUAUACUCCUUAUGUGACCUAUCCCGAUUUCAAGAGGCUGAGUUACUUGUAGAUUCUUCAUUGGAAUAUUAUUCAUUUUAUGAUGACAGGCAAAAACGCAAAGAACUAGAAUAUUUUGGUCUAUCUGCUGCAAUUCUGGACAAAAAUUUCAGAAAAGCAUACAACUAUAUCAGGAUAAUGGUAAUGGAAAAUGUUAAUAAGCCCCAGCUCUGGAACAUAUUCAAUCAAGUUACCAUGCACUCCCAAGAUGUACGGCAUCAUCGCUUCUGUCUCCGUUUAAUGUUGAAAAACCCAGAUAAUCAUGCCCUGUGUGUCUUAAAUGGGCACAAUGCAUUUGUAUCUGGAAGCUUUAAGCAUGCACUUGGACAGUACGCGCAGGCUUUUCGCACCGAUCCCAAUGAACCUCUGUAUAGCCUUUGCAUAGGCCUAACCUUCAUCCAUAUGGCAUCUCAGAAGUGUGUGCUAAGACGGCAUGCUCUGAUCGUGCAGGGGUUUUCCUUUCUUAAUCGUUACCUUAGUAUCCGUGGACCCUGCCAGGAAUCAUUCUACAAUUUAGGCCGUGGCCUUCAUCAGCUGGGGCUGAUGCACCUUGCAAUCCACUACUACCAGAGGGCCCUGGAAUUCCCUCCACUUGUGGUAGAGGGUAUGGAAGCUGACCAGUUAGACUUACGGAGAGAUAUUGCCUACAACCUGUCCCUUAUUUACCAGAGCAGCGGGAACACUGUGAUGGCUCGGAAGCUUUUGUACACUUACUGUUCUAUAUGAAGACCCUCGGCUGGAAAAGGAACAUUGGCAGCUGCUGGAGGUGGACCAGCAUCUUCCGUCUCAGGGCUUAGGAGUCUUAUUGUCUCCAAAAGGGAGACAACCUGCAGUGUUUGCUAACUGUACUUCAUUUUUUAUAUGUGAUAGUGGUGUUUGCUGAUGUUCAAACUGAUCAUUCCUACAAGAACGUGCAUAUUAUAAUUUUCCUUUAGUAUCUUAUGGUAACAUUGUCCCCUGUACUGAAAUGGACAGUAUUAGUCUUUGGCCCAGCUUGAUGUUGGAAAUACUACUAUUUAAUAUAUACUCAUCUGCAUUUAAUACUGUUAAAUACCUACAAUGUAGUAGGCAGUUUGACAGGUGGUGGGAUGAUGGCAGUAAGACAGCUAGGUCUUGUCUUUAUAGUACUUAAAAAUACAUUACUGAUUUGGCAAUAAUUUACCACCCCAUGUAAGUUUUUUACAUACACAAACAUGUUUACUCGCUUGGGAUGUUUAUGGCAUUUCCACAACCUGCUUCAUUGCUGUCAGUCAUCCUUUCAUAGAGCCUAGUUACAUGAAACGUCUCGUCAGUGUGGCACAGGUGACUGCUUACUAAAGGAAAAACAUUGAAACUCUAGCAGGGCAAGACAAUUACCUGUUAAAUUAUUUAAACUGGCUAGAGGGCGGCAGGACAAUUGAUUUAAUCAUUUAGUUUUCACUUGCACAUAGCUACAUAGGCCAAGAGACUUGGGAGGCUGGGCUUAAUUCAAAAUACACUUUGCUGAGGCCAGUUCAAAAAUGUAUUUUGACAACAGUGGAAAGGAGUAUCAUGUUCAGGAAUAUAACAUGGUUUUAAUUUCAAGGUCACCAGGCAUGUAGACAAGACUGGGAGAACUGUGUGGAACAAAGCAUUGCUGAUACAGUCAACACAAAGCAUUAUUCAUCUGACAUACUUUGUUCUUGAAUUUAAGAUAAAUUUGUAACAGCCUUUUAGGGGAAGCAAAUAUUUAACAAAUGUGCAUAUGCACUGUAAGACCCAGCCCUACUGGGGGAGGGAAAUAAGAGACUUAAGAUUAAAGAAAUACAAUGAGUUUUUAAGAAUUCUUACCACUGUUUAUAUGUAACUUACUGGUGGAAAAGCAAAAUUUAUAUGUAAUAAGUAAAUGUAAAUUUUAUUUUUAUAAUCAA
Ochotona princeps (American pika) is the source of this 3949-nucleotide messenger RNA. RefSeq names its product general transcription factor IIIC subunit 3 (gene GTF3C3). Bases 147 to 2786 code for a protein of 879 amino acids. NCBI's taxonomy places the organism in Eukaryota, Metazoa, Chordata, Mammalia, Lagomorpha, Ochotonidae. Gene Ontology annotation, molecular function: protein binding. Gene Ontology annotation, cellular component: transcription factor TFIIIC complex. The transcript is spliced from 18 exons. Gene Ontology annotation, biological process: transcription by RNA polymerase III. The record is from RefSeq and is a predicted model, not a curated record.